Kockovaella imperatae is the source of this 619-nucleotide messenger RNA. RefSeq lists its product as hypothetical. The record is from RefSeq and is a predicted model, not a curated record. NCBI's taxonomy places the organism in Eukaryota, Fungi, Basidiomycota, Tremellomycetes, Tremellales, Cuniculitremaceae. The coding region runs from base 30 to 374 and encodes 114 amino acids. The transcript is spliced from 6 exons.
CAUCCACAAACACAUCUGAAUCGUUCACAAUGUCCACCGAACCCGGUCACAGUAACUCGGAGACCCAUCUUACCCAGAGCGGAGAACCUGACAAGCGAUUCAAAGAGAAUGGCGGGGGUCAGCAUGGCAACCAAGGUGGUCGACAGACUGGUUUCGAAGAGAUUGGGGACGGCACUUCCAGGCUUGUGACCGAAGGAACCGGUGAAGACACGGGGACGUACAAACCGACCGAGCACGGCGGGGAAAAGAAGGACGGAGGACAGGACAAGAGAACUACUGCUGAGCAUGGUUUCGGCGGAGACCACGAGGCGGCUGUCGAGGCUGGCAAGAAGGGUGGUUCUGCCAGUUACGAGAACGGGGGUCUUACUGCGUAGAGAAGGCCGACAAUGCACAUCCAGUGAUAAUCGCGAUCCACUCGCAGAUGCCAAUGAUCCGGAGACAUCGUUUCAUCUUCCGUUGGAUCAACUAAGGUUCAUAUCGGAGCAUCGAGGUGCCCCGAGAGUUUUUCCAAUCAGAGCUGUGCUCGGUAGCGAGACGUGCUAGUUAUCAUCCAUACGACCGUCCUGUUUGCUCUGUACUCCCUCCACACGGCCGUCUACCCGAUGCAAAAAGCUGCCCC